CGCCAACCAUCCCCAGUCAACUACGACAGCAAAAUUUCAUCAUUUCCCAUCUAGGGGAGACUUCUGGCAUCAGUUCUGGGUCCUUGGAGUGUAUCACUCGUCAGUUUCACGUGGUCCGGUGGCUGACCGCCUUCCUUCCUCUCGGGGAAGUUUGUUGUGGUAGAAUGGCGCGGUUGGCCCAGUCGCGAGAGGCUGCUCAGUCGUCAACGGAGCCUUGGAAUAGGUCUAAGGGUAAGACGUGGACCGGGAGUCCGAUCCGGAGACGCGUGACGAGAAGUCAGAGUCGUGAGUGGGAGGGGUUCAGACCUCAACACGAUGAUGGUGAGGCGUCGGUGGAUGCCGGUCGGAGAAGGUGGGGAGGCCUAGGUAAGGGUCGUGUGGGCGGAGAGGGUUUGGAUGUCGUCGUCGAGGAAUCUCCCCUUCGAUCGGCGAGACCUGGCCAGUAUGCAAACCAGGUCAUUCCAGAGACUCCAGAAGAGGAGGUCAAUAUCUCGGGCACCACCAUCCUUCCCUCGGAACCAGACAAUGAUCUAGAUCCUGAUAUCAUGGUGGAGGCUCUCCCAGACUUGGAGCGUGCGGCUGCCAAUGUCCUGGACUUUCUCGUCCCCGGGUCCGCCGACCCUGUGAGCGUAAUCAGUACCGCGAAGAAGUUGGGAGACCCUGCCAGCACGCAAAGCAGACGCCUGCAGCGGUCCGUGACCAACCUGAACCAUGAGGCAAAGUACUUUGGUCAAACCUCCCCUUCGAACUACCUCGAUGUGGAGCGGAUUGCGAAGGUCAGUGGGCUUGAAGACAGCGGGAAGCUUAUUCUACACAAAGCCAAUUGUGCUCGCUUUGCGUUGCGAGUACUCCUGGCUAGACCUGGUACCAACAUAUCCCCAGAGCAGGCAAUCUCGGGAAUCCAAGGAAAAUUUCCUCUGCCUUUCAUGACAAACCUGGUCGAAAAGGAUGUACAGAAAUCUGUCGACGAAAGCUACCUCGACAAAGAUACUUUCGAGCUGGGUCUGGAAAUCCGUACCCAGUAUGUCAUAAUGCAGAUCGAAGCACACCAAAAUGACGAGGACUUUGACCCAGUUGAGAUACUGACAAGUGGCUUCUUCUUGGAUCUGCCCAAGGGUGCGCCCGAGGAUGCUGAACGUCGACUCCGCGGCUUUAAUCUGGAGAGGUUCACUGGCCUCAGGCAGGAGCUUCCCUCUAGAUAUCGAAGUGAUGUGGAGGAUCGAUACCACGAUAUGCGUGUGGUUCUAGAAGUAGACGGUACCCUGGAGGCCCUCAAGGGUGACUACCGCUGGCAGAAAUUUGUUAUGCAGGCUGCCCGAUGGAUUCGCAAGAGGACGGAUGAGAUCAACAAUGACCUGAAAGACACCCAUGACAUUUACUCCAGGUCAAAGCCUCGCCUCAGCCUGGGCAACACCAUUGCCUUUUCUACGCCUAGCAGCCAGCGGAGUGAUAAUCGUUUGUCUACCGUUGAGAAGCCUACGCGGAGGACUGCUCUAUCGGAUGGUCAAGGCGCGUUACAACCUUUAGUCCGAGCAACCUCCGUGAGCUCUCAAAGGGCCGCAACUCCUGCGCCUGCCCCCAACACUGAUGCUAUUCCAGACACCGUCGAACAAGAAACCGCCAUGCCAAGGGCCGCUUCUGUGACCCACAAUGAUUUGCCCACUACUGAUACAAGGGUGGCGUCUUCUGAGAAUAGGGAGCAAGUCAGAGAUCGAAGGAAGUCUAGACCCUCCUUUCUGAAUAAAGCAGCAAUCAACCGAGUCAUGCAACGGCAGCAGCAACUCCGGGGCUCGACUGAAACGACCCGUGCUCAUCGGCAAUCGGACUUCAUCAGACCAAACCUGUCUGUGGCACAGCAGUCUGCCACUGACAGGCGACAAACCGUAUCUGCAAUCCCACCACGGCAGAGCUCGGGAUCUGCGCAGCCCCACGAGUCUUUCGACGCCUCUCGUACGCUUGUGAAUGACGACACCCACGUGAACGAUGACACCGAGGUGUAUGAGGAGACUGAGUUACACGACGAGACUCAGGUGGAUGACACCGAGGUCUACGAGGAGAACCGGUUGAACGACAACUCCACGGCAAUCGAUGAGACGGAGAUUACCGUGAACGAUGAACCCCUUGAUAUCAGUCAGCAUACCGAGAGUCACCCCGAGAGGUCUCACAGUCCUCCAAUGAAUAGGUCUGCUUCGAGACCCCGCCAUGCACCUACUUCUAUGCUGGCCCCGCCUUCGGCGAAUAACCUCUCGCUUCCCUCAAGCAGGGAUGUGUGGAACAUGGCAAAGACUCAAAUGCGGCCUCGUCCGGGUACUACACGCCCUGCAUUCAUCGACCGACAAGAGAAUGCGGUGCGAGUAUCCCCUGUCAGCCAGGCGUCGGACGCCAGAAGUGUUGAACGGAGGCCUCGUGGGCGACCUCCAAAACGCAGACGUGAGGCUAGUAGCUCUUCGGAAAGCGACGAGGAGUUUGAAACCCACGAUCGCGAAGUAGACACCGAGCGCCGGCGUGCCGACAAGCCCGUGCAGACGCGGCGAAGUAAGCGUGCGAGGGUAGACAAUGGUCGCGAAGACACCCCGGAAGGUGCCGAAGAUCAGCGUCGGCAGGGCUCGCAAGGUGCUCGAUCUCCAGCCCGCACGCAGGCUGAGUCUCCUCAAACAGACAACCGAGAGACCGCAUCACCGGCACCCAAGCGUAAAACCGUUUCUGGCCGUGGCCGACAAUCGAGGGGCUGGUCAGAGGCCGAGGAUGCCCGACUGGUGCGCCUCAUCGAAGAACACGGCAUUUCAUGGGCAAGAAUCGAGAACGAGAACCUUGUCCAGCCCGAGAAGGACGGCGAAACCCGGAUUAGAGAUCGGAACCAGGUGCAGUUGAAAGACCGUGCACGGAACCUGAAGAUUAAGUUUUAUCGUAGGGAGGGACUACCAAUCCCCAGGAAUUUUGGUGGCGUGACCAUGAAAAGGGGGGAUUGCGAGAGACUUGAGAACCUCGGGAUCGAUUUAUCUCGCGAACGAUGA
Aspergillus ibericus CBS 121593 is the source of this 3014-nucleotide messenger RNA. RefSeq names its product telomere repeat binding factor family protein. Lineage: Eukaryota; Fungi; Ascomycota; Eurotiomycetes; Eurotiales; Aspergillaceae. Gene Ontology annotation, biological process: telomere maintenance via telomere lengthening. The record is from RefSeq and is a predicted model, not a curated record. The coding region runs from base 165 to 3014 and encodes 949 amino acids. The transcript is spliced from 4 exons. Gene Ontology annotation, molecular function: double-stranded telomeric DNA binding.